UGUAAAGAGAGGGAAGUGGACAAAUCAGUGCUGCCUUCAUUACCAGCAAUGACAAAAGAGAUGAUAGAGAAACAGAGGCUCUGUCCUCGUGAACCAGAGGACGCUGACUGCUACUCAGAGUCUGUGAAAUUUGACGCACGUUCCAUGACAGCAUCCCUUCCUCACAACACUAAAAAUGGCUCCUCCGUUCAGGAGAAACUGAAGUCCUUCAAAGUUGCCCUCGUUGCUCUCUACCUCCUUGUGUUUGCAGUACUAAUACCUGUUGUUGGAAUAGUAACAGCUCAGCUUGUGAAUUGGGAAAUGAAGAACUGCUUAGUGGGUUCAGCUAACACAAGUGAUACAUUGCAAACUCUGACUGGAAAAGAAAACACCAGUAAAGCAGAAAUGAGGUUUACAAUUGCCAUGGAACGCAUGAAGGACUUGGAGGAGAGAAUCCAAAGCAUUUCAGACUCAAAGGCUGGCCUUCUAGACACAGACCGCUUCCAGAACUUCAGCAUGGCAACCGACCAAAGACUUAAUGAUUUUCUUCUGCAGUUAAAUUCCUUGAUUUCAUCAGUCCAGGAACAUGGGGAGUCCCUGGAUGCAAUUUCCAAGUCCUUGCAGAGUCUGAAUACGACACUGCUUGAUGUCCAGGUCCAUACAGAAACACUGAAUGUCAAAGUCCGCGAAUCUGCAGCAAAGCAACAGGAGGACAUCAGUAAGUUGGAGGAACGUGUGCACAAAGUAUCAGCAGAAAUCCAGUCUGUGAAAGAAGAACAAGAGCAUGUGGAACAGGAAGUAAAACAGGAAGUGAAAGUAUUGAACAACAUCACCAACGACCUCAGACUGAAGGACUGGGAACACUCCCAGACGCUGAAAAAUAUCACCUUAAUUCAAGGGCCUCCUGGACCCCCAGGUGAAAAGGGAGACAGGGGACUUACUGGAGAAAGUGGUCCACCUGGUGUUCCAGGUGCAAGAGGUCCUCCAGGUCCUAAAGGUGAUCAGGGACCAGUUGGCUUCCCUGGUGGGCGAGGAUACCCAGGAGCACCAGGAAAGGCAGGGAGGUCAGGAUUUCCUGGAACUAAAGGACAAAAGGGAGAAAAGGGGCGUGCAGGAAUAUCAAUAUAACUCCCUGGUCAUAUUGGGGCAAGACCCUUUAAGAUCAGCUGGGCUGGGCAGAGCACUCUACUAUCAUCUGCUUAAAGACCUUUCACCUCUGGACAAGUCAUCCGCACAAGUGUCUUCUGGGAUCCUUUUGCAACUCCUCCAAAUGACAUUGGUUCCUGUGUCAUGUCAUGCCUGACUUCUCCAUGACUUCCUCUUCUGACCCUGGGUGCUGUUUGGGCCUCCAAUGCCAUAAGUACAUCAUUGUGCACUCUGCUACCUUGCCCCCAUCCCCUGUCACCCUUUACCUAGAUGCUCCACAUGUUGACUAGAGGAAUGUUCCUGCCUCCUUCAGACCUUCUGCUGUUCCCCUCACCUAAUUGUGCAGAAUCCCAUUGGAUUCUAGGGAAAUCUUAACUGAAUAAUUGAUUGAUUGAAUAUUGGUUCUUGAAAUGUAGGAUGUUUUCCUCAAAUACAAAUAGGGAUGGGAAUAGAGGUCUGUCCAUCCAUUCAUUCACUAAUUCAUUUAGCAUCAGUUCAUUGGGUACCAAUUGGAGCCCAACUUAACAGCUAUAAAUAUGUUUUUCCUAACUUUAUAAAACUAAUUACCCUUAGAAGAUACAAAU
Rattus rattus (black rat) is the source of this 1709-nucleotide messenger RNA. RefSeq names its product macrophage scavenger receptor 1 (gene Msr1). Gene Ontology annotation, biological process: receptor-mediated endocytosis. The record is from RefSeq and is a predicted model, not a curated record. Gene Ontology annotation, molecular function: scavenger receptor activity. The transcript is spliced from 9 exons. Gene Ontology annotation, cellular component: membrane. Bases 49 to 1107 code for a protein of 352 amino acids. Lineage: Eukaryota; Metazoa; Chordata; Mammalia; Rodentia; Muridae.